This is a messenger RNA of Drosophila ficusphila, 7207 nucleotides long. RefSeq names its product la-related protein 1 (gene larp). Gene Ontology annotation, cellular component: cytosol; cytoplasmic stress granule. The record is from RefSeq and is a predicted model, not a curated record. NCBI's taxonomy places the organism in Eukaryota, Metazoa, Arthropoda, Insecta, Diptera, Drosophilidae. Gene Ontology annotation, molecular function: RNA cap binding. Gene Ontology annotation, biological process: positive regulation of translation; mRNA stabilization.
ACUUCUUCUUCUUCUUGUGAACACUACUGUGUGGCUGCUGCAUAAUAAUAUAAUACCUCUCAAUUCCCGAUUGGUCGUGCCUCGAUACGGAUUUUCUCCGCUUCUAUAUAGUAUAGUCGUGCAAAUUGGUGCCACCAAAUCCAAUUCGUCGAGCGGAAAAUCGCGGAAAAUUAAAGGCCGCUAGUUGAGAGGCGUUUUCCGAUGGCCAGUUCCUAGAAAGUCGCCGCACUCCUCGGGAGGCUUUUUCUGCAGUCCCAGAAAAUAGUAAUCCCCAUUGAAGGAAUUCAUCAGUUCAAAGUGCGGUCUUGGAAGCCGAUCUCUCGAGCCACCGCAUCCCGUUGAGCAGGCAAGGAAGCAGCCAAGAGUUUCCCCGACCCGACAACGAGGAUCAGCCGCUGACGCAGCCGGAGCAGGAGCAGCGUAUCUGCUGCCCACUCUGGAGAGGAAACCGCAACCGAAUCACCGGGAGGAGUAGCAGCCACAACCGAGGAGCAUGUCCAGCAAGGAGGAGACGCCAUCGACCGCGGGAGCAGCUGCCCCUGUGGUUGCCGCCGCCGCUUCCACCACUUCGUACGCCAAUGUUGUGCAGAACCUGGAGACCAAGAAGACCGGCAGCACCAGCAGCAACGCCACCGUGGACAACAAAGAGAACCAGCCGAACCUGAAGAGCUUCAAGUCGUGGAGCGAGGAGACCGCCGCCGCCGAGGCAGCCGCCGUGGAAACCCCGCUGGCCAGCAGUGUUAGCCUGGCCCAGACGGGGGAGAAGCGUGCCGCCGCCUCCGGGGGAGACAACACCGCCGAGAACUCAUCGGAACUGGACGACAACAACGACUUUGUGCCCGUGCUCUCCCACCAUCGACGCGAUCGCAAAAAGGCGCGCAAGGAGAAGCCGCGCGAUCAGCAGCCGACCGGAGGCCGUGGCGAUGGUCAGAAACCCCAGCAGGCUGGCAGACGGGCUCCCGGAUCCUCAGACCCCGAUCGCAAGCAGUCCGUGAGGCCACGAGCUCCGCGCGGCGGCAGUCCCCGCAAAUCCGUAGCUGGAGCUGCUGGAGGAGCCAAUCCUGGAGUUCCUGCCGCUUCCGGAGGACCGAAAGUACACAAGGAGCGAAAGGACACCUCGCCGAGUGCCAGCAUCGAGGGAGCAGGCAGCAGCGGCAACGAGGCCAAGUCCGGCGACGGAGACCAGCAGGCGGGAGGGGAGAAGGGUUCGGCUGGAGCAGCUCCGCCACCCAAGCGAUUCAUUGCCGCACCACCGCCCAAGGUCAACGCGUGGAAGAUAUCGGCUAAACAAUCCGGCAGCCCAAAGGCAGGAACUUCUCCAUUGGACAAACGUGUUUUGCAGCCAAAGGCACAGCAACAACAGCAAAACAAGCAGACUGCCAGCCACAACAACAACAACAACGCACAGAACACCGCCAGCAACAAAAAGACACAACAGCAACCUCAACAGGGAGCUGCAGCAGCAACAACAACACAGACAACAACAGCAACGUCAUCUAGCACAGCAGCAGCUACAACAACAACAGCGGCACCAGCAACAACAUCGGCAGCAGCAACAACCACUGAAGCAGCAACAACAACAACAACUGUUGAUGCCAGUCAGGCAGAUGCGAUUGCCAAAGUCGUGGUAAAGGACAAAAAGAAGGUCAACCAAAAGGCCAGCGACUUCAGCAACGUUGGUGACUGGCCGACGCUAAUUGGCGGAAUUUCUGGCAGUGGCAAAGCCACCAGCAACGAACCCAAGCGCAACCCAACGAAAAAACAGCAGCCAGCCAAAUCAGCAGCCGCAGUAGCAGCCGCCAGCAGCAGCAGCAAUACCACUCCAAGUGAAGUUGCCACAGAGGCUAACGCAGUUGCAUCCACAAGCAGCACCAACAGCAGCGCCAAUCCCAGCGGCAGCAACACCAAUCCGAGCAACAGAGAAGCCACAACUGCACCUGCUGCCAGCACGAGUCAUGAUGCCAAAGCCCAGCGAGACGCUGAGCCAGCGGCCCAUUCUGCUGCAGGAGCUGCUGGCCCCUCUGCCGGGCCUGCCCUCACCAAGAAGCUACCCAAGCACAAGUGGCGUCCGCUGCCCAUCGAUCUGGCUAAGUCCAGUCGCCCCAAGCCGAUCGGCGGCCGGCCAAAUCGGCGGCUCAGCGACGACGGCUCCGGCGAGCACCGCCGUCCGCCGCGCGUCUACCACGACCGCCAGCCGGGAGCUGGAGGCGAGUCGCGGCAUCCACGGCAUCCGUACGGCCAGCGCCCAGCGACUGCUGCGUCCGAGCGCGUGGAUUCCUGGCGUAGCAGCGGCAGCACCGCAGCGGCCCUCGAUGAGCAGCGCUCUGGGGCUGGAGCAGCGGGUGGUGCCGGGGCAGCAGCAGCGGGAGCUGGAUCAGCAGCGCGCGGGUCGCGUCGCUUCCGGACGCCGUACCGCGGCGGGCGGCAAGGCCGGGGCGGAUACUCCCGACAGGGACCAGGUCGCCCGACUCAUCGCAUACCACGCCAUCUGCUAGCUUCGGGCGACUAUGCCAGUUAUCUGCCGGCGGACGCCGCUGGCGCCGACUCCUCGCAGUCGUCGUACGUGCUCCUGGGCACCCACUACUUCGGCAACGUGCCCGCCGCCUACAUCGAAAUGGACGCGACCAGCGUCAAGGAGGCGAUCAAGAAGCAAGUUGAAUAUUAUUUCAGCGCCGAGAAUCUUACCGGCGACUUCUUUUUGCGCCGCAAAAUGGACCCCGAGGGCUACAUCCCAGUCACCCUGAUCGCUUCGUUCCAUCGCGUUCUCGCCCUGACCACCGACGUGGCCCUGAUAGUGAACGCGAUCAAGGAAUCGGAUAAGCUGGAGCUCUUCGAGGGCUACAAGGUGCGCACCAAGACGACACCGACCACUUGGCCCAUCACCGACGUGCCGGGCGAGGAGGGCGAGCUCAAGGCCGUCCAGCUGGAGCCGGAGCAGUCGGAGAAGGAGAAGGAGAAGCAGGAUCCCAAGGACAAGGAGGCCGUGGAGGUGCAGCAGACUGAGGCCGGUUCGCCGCCGCCCAUCCUCACAUCGGCGAUGGCCACGAAGCCGUUGAGCAGCAUUCCGCCGCCGCCGGUGCCGCGCAACUCGCAGAGCCUGGUGCCCAAGAUGCUGCAGGACAAGCAGCACCAGCAGCAGCAGUCGCGGGCCUCGACCAUCGCGGCCCUCAACUCGGUGAACGCGAUCAGUGCCCUGACCCACCAGGUGGAGGGCGGAGCGGCCGAGCUGGCUGGACACUUGAGUGGACUGGCGGAGAGCGUGAAGCCCAAGUCGACGUCCACUCCGGACAAGAGGGCCGCUGGCAAGGGAGCUGGGGCAGCAGCUGCUUUGGUGGCGGAGCCGGAGGGCAUGUGGAAAGAGGUAAAGAGACGCUCCAAAACAAACGCUAUCAAAGAAAACGCUACUACACCACCACAACAACAACAACAGCCACCGCUUUCACAAACGCUCAACAACAACAAUAACGAAAUUGUCAAAUCGAACAACAACACCUCGUCCGUGUCCACGUCCAAGUCCACGUCCUCGUCCAACAACGCCCCAUCCAACGCCUCAUCAUCAGCCACUGUGUGUGUAACCACGAACAAAGCUUCCUCAGCCACCAAAGCAAGCACCAAAACCACCACCACCACCAACUCCACCGCCACGAACAGCAACAACAACAUUAAGUCUGGCAAUGCUGCUUACUCCAAAACCCACUCCAAAUCCUCAUCCAAAACAGCUGCUCCGCCAUCCGCUCAGUGCCAUGCCGAAAAGGAAGAACUAGACUUCCAGUUUGACGAGGAGCUGAUGGACCCCCUACCCCCCGGAACCGGACGCAUCAACAACUUCACCGAGAACUUCUCCGACGACGACGAGUCCGACUACGAGUUUGCCGACCGCGACAUCAACAAGCUGCUGAUCGUGGCCCAAGUGGGCCGGGCGCCCAAGCACGAGGGCUACGACCGCACCGCCGACUUCACAUCGCGCACCAAGAUCACCCAGGACCUGGAGAACAUCAUCAACGACGGGCUGGUCAACUACGAGGAGGACCUGUGGACCACCACCAACGUGGUCGCCGACUACAAGACUGUCAACGUGAUUUCCCAGGCGGACUUCGAGAAGCUGGCCGGCGGGCGCAACAAGACGGUGGUGCAGCAGGUGGCUCCACCGCCGCCGCCGUUCGAGGAGCAGGAUCUCGACGAGACCCUGGUGGGCGACACCACGCUCAACUCCACGCUGAACAACACCCUGAAGUCGCGCCGCGCCCGCUUCUACGCCGCCCCGAACUCGCACUCGAUUGAUCCCCGCACGCCCAGGAAGCGCAAGCUGCGCCACACCGCCAAUCCGCCCGUGGAGGCCCACGUCGGCUGGUUGCUCGACACCGUGGAGCACCGGCCACGCACCACCUCGAUGGGCUCCUCGGCGGGCACCUCGCCCACCGCCUCCUCGUACGGAUCGUUCGGCUCCUCGGUGCCGCAGUCGCUGCCGGUGUUCCAGCACCCGUCGCACGCGCUGCUCAAGGAGAACAACUUCACGCAGCAGGCCUACCACAAGUACCACUCGCGCUGCCUCAAGGAGCGCCGGCGCCUGGGCUUCGGCCAGUCGCAGGAGAUGAACACCCUGUACCGCUUCUGGUCGUUCUUCCUGCGCGAGAACUUCAACAAGAGCAUGUACAACGAGUUUCGCACCCUGGCGCUGGAGGAUGCCGGCAACGGGUUCCGCUACGGCCUCGAGUGCCUCUUCCGCUUCUUCUCGUACGGCCUUGAGAAAAAGUUCCGGCCGAAUGUGUACCAGGAUUUCCAGGACGAGACGGUUGCCGACUACGAGACAGGUCAACUGUACGGCCUCGAGAAGUUCUGGGCCUUCCUGAAGUACUACAAGAACGGCGAGAAGCUGGAGGUGCAGCCCAAGCUGGCCGAGUACCUGAAGAACUUCAAGAACAUUGAGGACUUCCGCGUGGUCGAGCCGGAGAUCAACGAGAUGCUGCAGGGCGUGGGCAGCCUGAAUCCCGGGCGCCAGCUCAACCGCCACCGCAGCGUGUCCGAGAGCGAUGGCACGGCCGUUAUCACGGCCGGCGGUCGUCGUCUCAACACGACCAUUACCAACCGCAGCGACUACGUGGGCAGGUUGCUGCAACAGCAGCAGCAGCAGCAACAACAGCAGCAGCAGCAACACCACCAGCAUCAGCAGGGCUACGGCGGUGGAUACAAUCAGAACCGCAGACGCACCGGCUCCUUCGGCAGCAGCACGGUGCGCAUUCGCAGCGGAUCCCUGGGCAACAAGCCGCAGGUGGCCAACCGCAACCAGGGGUCGCAGCACGAGCUGCGACGCGGCGGCAGCAAUUCGGGCCUGGCGCCACACAAGCAGCGGCAGCAGCAACAACAGAAGCCGAAGCCAGCGGCAGGAUCACAGACAAACUCGGCACGAGCCAGCACAUCGGCGGCAGCAGCAGCGGCAAGUGCCACAACACCAGCUGCCACAGCAGCGCCGGCGGUAACGGUAGCGGGCUCGUCCUCGUCGCAGAAGUAGUUCACACGACAUGCAGACACUUUUUGAACUAGGCUUAAGUUAUUAUCUACGACUUAGUUUCAUGGGGGCACUCGCAUCCGACUGCUCCCGCACUCUUUUGUUUAUUCAUCCUUAUUAUUCUUUUGUAGUAUUCGAGUCAAACGUAAAGUGGGAAAAGUCGUUAGCGUUUAGCAUAAUUAAGUGAAAUUUUUUGAAAUUUGUUUAUUGCAAUUUGCCAAGCGCGCGCGUUGGUUUAGUAGUUACGAUUCUAAUUGUUUGUUUCUCGCACACCCUCGACGAAAAACUGAAAAUGGUUGCUUACGAAAUGCUCAAGCCCACACCACAAACCCACACCAUAAACCCACACACACACACGCCAAUUAGACACAGCGGGGUCUGUCUGCUUCGUACCAGUGCCAACCAGCCAUGAUCUUUGAAAAUAACGAAACGAUUGCCCUUAUACAUUUUUGUUCUGUUGAUUAUUCUCCCUAUUUUUUAGUGCGAAACAAAAAUCAAGGCAAAUUUUCCUACUUAGAGCAGCGUUGAUAGUUGACGUUUUGCCAUGAACUGUUGUACUAUACGAUUAAAAAUAAUAACCAUAACCAUAACGAUAACGAUAUAACCUAUGCAAAUAUUACCUAACGAAAACUGAAAACAAAUCAAACGAAAUUGAUACACGACAAACAAAAACCAAAUGAUCUUAAUGCAAAUAAAUUUUGUAAAUUACAAAGGUAUAUAUAUAAAUGCAUAUAUAUACAUAAAGGUACUUGAAGCCAGAAUACGCGUAUAUAUGAAUAUGAUUACUAACUAUUAUUAUUAUUUUUGUGUGUGACCUAAGCGCAAACGUAAGCUGUAAUUGUUUAAGAGGCAGCGAGAACUUGUAAUCCUUAAACCCAAUUGAGGCAAGCGGGGCUCAAGUGCCAGCGAAUUUUAGUUAUUUAAGCAUUUACCACAAGCCAGUCCAGCACAAUCGCUAUCGCCAGCGGAGUAGGAAUAGGAAUCCGACCCGGAAUCGGGUCCUCAGCUUCCCCGUCGCACUGCACUGCCCCCAGAUAAAAUCGAUCCGAUCAGUCGAAUUGGUUCAUCCCCGAUAACCUCAAAACUUCGUACCCCGCCAAGCAUUUAGAAUCAUGUCAAAAACCAUUUAUUUUUAACCUUUAGUUUUCGCACUUGUUACUUUUUAAUUCGACAAAACUACGACUAUAAAGAAAAGCUAGAGAAAAAUACAAAAAAAAUUUUAAAAUCACACAAAAAUUGUCAAGUCCAAAAAAAGUUUAAAACUUUAUAAAAAACGAAAAGGCAAAUAUCAUGCAAACGAAAAAAAAAGCAUUAAGAGAUAAUGAAGUUUGUUUCGCAUAGUGAAUAGAUCUAAAUUUAAAACGUAUGUGAGAAAUCAAAUCUAAGCUUAAUACGGAUAAUAACUAUAUAUAUCUGCAUAUAUCCAAACACACAUAUAGAGAGACUUUAAAGCGUGACUGCAAUUUGAACUAAAACUAAAAAAGAGGCAUAAGGUGAAGUUGUCCGAUGCCGCCUGAUGUCGAGCAGUUUGCAAAACUCUCUCAAGGUCCUUCAGCUCCUCGAUUAUGCUUAGCUCAUCUAGACUAGCAAGCAUACACAACACACACCACACAAAACGAAAAGUGCAAAGAGAACGAUUCAUUAAAUAUUAUUUUGUAAUCAUUAGAUAUCUGUAAAUAUAUUUCCCCGCUUCUUUUUAAA